Malania oleifera is the source of this 1212-nucleotide messenger RNA. RefSeq lists its product as uncharacterized. Lineage: Eukaryota; Viridiplantae; Streptophyta; Magnoliopsida; Santalales; Ximeniaceae. The coding region runs from base 1 to 1212 and encodes 403 amino acids. The transcript has 4 exons. The record is from RefSeq and is a predicted model, not a curated record.
AUGUGUAGUGAUAGGAGCUCUGCAUAUUUCCAUGCUAUUCUAAACAAGAACAGGAUGAGAAGGCAUAUUGCUGCUAUUACAAAAGAGAAUGCUAGAAUUAAACCCUGCCUGGAAGAGAUAAUUGACCCUGCACAAGCGGCUUUUAUACAAAAAAGAAGCAUGGUGGAGAAUAUAUACAUGAUGCAGGAGCUAAUUAGAGGGUAUGCAAGGAAAAGGGUCUCUCCAAGAUGCCUCAUAAAGGUGGAUCUUAGAAAGGCCUAUGAUACAGUUGAUUGGUCCUUCAUCUCUGACCUCCUGAAGCAUUUGAAGUUCCCUCCUAUGAUGAUUAGAUGGAUCAUGGAAUGUAUCUCAACUACUGCCUUCUCUGUCAGCCUAAAUGGACGUCUCUUUGGAUUCUUUCCUGGAAAUCAAGGCUUGAGACAGGGGGAUCCUCUUUCCCCUCUAAUUUUUGUCUUAUAUGAUCUAAUGCUUUUCUCGAGGGGUGAUGCUAUCUCUGUUAGAAGCCUAAUGGAAUGUCUUGAAGAUUUUUCCAAAUGCUCAGGCCUUGCUGUAAACUACCAGAAGUCAAAUUUGUUCUAUGCAGGAAUUAAAGAUCAGGAUCUGGAGCAGAUUCUGAAUAUUACUAGUAUGAGGAUAGGGGAAUAUCCAUUUCGUUAUUUGGGAGUUCCAUUGUUGGCUUCAAGAUUAACUUUGGCUCACUAUAGUCCCUUAAUUAAUCGAAUCUUAGAAGAACUAAAGAACAACAAUAUUUGGGGGAUUACAGCAAAGAAGGAGGAUUCCCAACUCUUCAAGAAAAUUCUGGAGAUAAGAGAUCAGCUUCUUGUCAAAUCUGGGAGUGUUGGAUGUGCCAUUGAGCUGAUGGAAGGGUGGGAUCUAUGCUCACACAGAUGCUACGAAUUUUGGAGAGAAAAAAUGCCUAGAGUUCCAUGGAGAAAGGAAGUUUGGUUCCACGGAUCCCAACCAAAACAUGCUUUUUGUUUAUGGUUGACUCUAAAAGGAAAACUACGUACUUGUGAUAAGCUGGUAGGAGUGGAAACAGACCAGAGAUGCACCUACUGCAAUACAGAAACAGAAUCCAUUGACCACCUCUUCUUUAAAUGCAAUUUUACAGGUGAGGUUUGGAGGAUCAUUAAGGAAUGGCUAGGGUUAAAAAGGAGUAUGACCACCAUCAAGGCUGCAGUCAAAUGGAUGCACAAGGAGGCAAAGGGCUGA